UGAUAAAAAGAAUUGUUUAUUCGAGAAUUUCUAAUUUUACAAUAAAUCGAUGAUUAAAUUAAUACGUCACGUUGAUCUUACCUUUACAAUAGAUCUUCGUUUAACUUGUGUUAAUUAAUCUCGACCCGUUUAACUUUUAUUGUGUAUUUGUAUUAAGAAGUAAUAAAACCAUGGAUGGAUCAUGAAUCUUAUUAAAAGUUCAAUACACUGAAUCCCGCAUGAUUUUGAUUAAAAUUUUUACGUGAAGUUCGAGCACGAAGAAUGAAAAAUUUUUAAAUUUAGAUUAUCAACAAAUUUGAAUUUUUGCGCCAUCUCUUGUCACACAAGUGAUCUUCGUAGUAAUAUUUUUCGAAAUAAAGGAUACGAAAAUCGCGGCGAAAAUUCGUCUAUUCCUUGACCUGGAUCCAUAAGAUCGUGAUUGUGUCAAUUUCUAAGGGAUUCAAUAAAUGAUAAUAAACAUGAUAGAACAUUCGGGGUUCUUUACACGACAAUAAAUAUAUCGACAAAAGAUAAUAGAUAAAAUAGGGGUGAAAAUUUGUAGAGCCUUCCAUGUCGUAUAACAAUAUGUACAGUGUGAUUGAAACGAAUAAAAUUUAUAAAAUCAAUUAUGAUUCCUUUUUCCAAGUACUUCUACUUGAAAAGAAAUUGAAUUAUUAUUAAUAUUGAAGAAAAUGACGAAGUAAAUAAUUCUUUAAUACGAUUAAUGUGAAACUAAAAUUUUUCACAUGGCUAUAAUUUUAUAAUUAGUUAAUCAUGAAGUAAUGAAAUUGGCUGUAUUAUGAAGACGAUUUUAAUGCUCGACGAACGUGGCUAUAAAUAAUACGUGCAAUGCACAAAAAUGUGGAUUAUUCUUGGAACGGAUUUGAUGUUAUCUCGUAGAUAGCGUUCGUUGAAGGAACUUCUACAGGCAAGCUUAAGUGGUACAUUAUUAAUAUGUAUAAUGUACAAAUAAAACAUAUUGUUUAGCCUUAUUUUAAUUGAUUGUAUAUAUUUGUGUUCUAAUACAUAUAUCUGAGAUUUGAUUCUAUGAUAUUUAUUACAUAAUAUAUAAUUAUCUAAUGCUCGGUGUGCAUUAAAAAUUUUGAUUAUGAUGCAAAAUCAAAUUUGCUGAUGAUAACUUGUAUAAUUUAAUGUCAAACAAAGAUUUUAUCAAAUUACACUUAUGGGUGUCUCAAAGAUGCUUAAACGUCUGUUAUAUACAAAUUUUGUAUUGUGUAGUUCAAAGGCCAUAGGAAUUUUGGCACCUUUAAUGAUACCUCCUUUACACAUAGCUUUUUUAUAUUAUUUCUGGCAAGAGUAUGCUCGUGAUGUUGAUAAACAAUAUUGUUCGUGUUCGUGCUGGGAUACAGUAUUUAAAGGAUCUUAUGAAUCAGGGAUUGCCUCUUAUAAACAUAUGUACUUUAAUGCCACUAUGAAUAGUUUAAAAAUAUGGAUAACCAUAGUUAUUGGAAUUGUUACUUUCUAUGAAACAGUUAAGUACUUGAUAUGGUUGGCGUUUCAACAGCGCCUCAGACUUAGUAUGAUGUUACUUUUUUCGACUGCUGUUUUCUCACAUUAUUACUCAUGGUGGGUGUAUAUUAAUUAUUGGAACGACGAUUUCUACUCUCAGUGGUAUCAUCAACUAUUUUUUUCUAUCACUGAGUUAAUAUCAACCUUCCUGGUUGUUCACUUGGCAGACAAAAAAAAUCUUAUAACUCAUAGAAAAGCAUUUGGAAUAAUUGCAAUUGCAAUUUUACACAUUGUAGCUGGUGGUUGGGAUCAGUUUGUUGCAAAUGUUGUAAGAGGAGAAGGAUAUGCUCAUCAGGUUGUACGAGAUUUGGGAUUUAUGAUCCCUGAUAUUCUUCAUGUUGCUGUUCCUCUGUGGUCCAUGCAGUGGAAGAAUGCUUAUAAUCUUCCAGGAUCUAGUACACGAGAUCCUAGCAUUAGAAGAGAUCUUGCUUAUAUGUUAGGCAUGAUAUUAAUAGGACUGUGUGUUUGUGCCAUUUUAUAACAUGGUAAAUCAAACUUCAAAACAUGGUAGUGUCCUAAAAGUUAGGAAUAAUACCUUAAUUGUUUAUAUGUUUUCAUUGUUUUUUAAAAGGGCUUUUCAAAAAUUCAUAGCUUUAAUGUUUUAAUUGAAAGUAAUGGCACUAAUUGUGAACAUUCAAGUAAUGGUUAAAGUAAUACUAUUACUUAUAUCAUUGAAAAUAUCAUAUUUUUGAUGUUUGACUGAAAUUUUACAGUGUAGUUUUAAUAGUAUGUAUGUAGGAUAUGUAGAAAAGACAUCCAAAGACUUAAAAUCAAAAUAAUUUGAAAUAUUUUGUUUAUCUCAAUAGUACAAAUUGCUAUAUUAAUUUAUUUUUUUUUUUUUUUAAGUAGUAUAUAGAUAAACGCUUUUUAGUUUAGUAGAAAUAUAAGUGAAAUAUAGUUUAGUAGAAAUAUAAAUGACACAACAUGUGACUUCCAAAGAUUGUGUUUUUAUCCUUUUAGCAUAUCAUAAUUAUUUAUAUAGAAUUUUUCUAAUUUAAAUAUGGUCUGAAUAUUUUAUAUAACAAAUUUAAAAAAAAAACAUUUCUUAGUUAAUUAGUACAAUAUCUUUUAACUUGAAAUAAAAGAUAACUUAUGAAAUGGCUAUAAAUGUAGUUAAAUGGAUAUAAUAUGACAAAUACGAUUGCGUUAAAAAAUAUCUUAGUGUUUAGAGUUACCACAAGAAUUUACCUCACAUUGUUAGUAUUUUUAUAAUAUUUCGCCCCAUCUAUAUAUCUUAAAUAAUAGUUAAAUAUUAAAAUUUGGCAGUGUGCUGUUUUGUAGACACAUCUAGAAUGAGCAGUGAAAUUGUUUGUAAAAUUAUGGAUGUAUUUAUAGCACGAUAAGUGUGUCUAUAUUUAUAAUAAUUAGUAUAAUCAUAAUUUUAAAAGGACAAAAUUGUCAAUUUAAAAAUGAUAUCAAGGGAUGACAUAUCAACACAUAUCCAUUUAAUAUGUUGUUGAAGAUAAGAAAAUAGAGUAAAUUCAAAGUGAACACGGUAUAAUUGGCAUUUUAUUGAAAAUAAUAUUUAAUAAAAAAGGCUUAAUAUUUGAAGUGCCUAACAACAACUGUGCAGUAACUAUAUUGGUUACUGUUACUCAUUGUCGGUAUAUUGAGUGCCAGAAUGAUAAUAUAAGUUUGUCUUAUAUAUAAGUGCCAAGGCAAGAAUAAAAUGAAAUAUAAUGCAACAAACGUGAAGUAAAAAAAGAAAUUUUUGUAAUGAAAAGUAUAAAAAUUAUAAGUCAUACAUUUUAUCAUAAAUAAUAAGAUUUUUACUGAUAAAUAGCU
Vespa mandarinia (Asian giant hornet) is the source of this 3294-nucleotide messenger RNA. RefSeq lists its product as uncharacterized. NCBI's taxonomy places the organism in Eukaryota, Metazoa, Arthropoda, Insecta, Hymenoptera, Vespidae. The record is from RefSeq and is a predicted model, not a curated record.